AUGGUAAGUUAUAACAAGUUGAUAAUAGUUAUCACCAACUAACGAGUUUCAUAGGUUAAUAAAGCACAAUUAAAAACACAAUUUAUUGAAUUAACUCAAGUUUCAAAUACUACUGCUACCAAAUAUUUAGAAAAUGCAAAAUAUGACUUAGGUACGGCCAUAGAUAAAUAUUUUUCAAAACAUCCAAAUAAUCAUCAUAAAUCAGAAACUAUAAUCAAAAUACCUCAUGAUUCAAAAUUAAUUAAAUUAUUUGAUAAAUAUAAAAGUGAUGAAAAAAAUGAUAUUAUAGAUAUAGAUGGUACAAUUUCGUAUCUUGAAGAUUUAAAUAUUCAACCUGAAGAUUUUAAAGCUUUAAUAAUUGCAUUUCUAUUAAAAUCUCCUAAAAUGGGAGUUUUUAAUAAAUCAAAUUUUAUUGGAAUAUGGUCAAAUUUAAAUAUUAAUAAUUUAGAAGGUAUGAAAUCUUAUAUUAAUAAAUAUGAAUCAUCAAUUUUAAUGACUAAUUUUGACACUUUUAAAAAAAUUUAUCAAUUUGCAUUUAAAUUUUCAGUGGAAUUGGAAAAUCAAAAAUUAUUGGAAAUUGAAACUUGUAUAGAUUAUUGGAAUUUAUUAAUACCUAAAAUUUUAAAAAUUGAAGAAGUAAAUACUGAUUUAGAUGAAGGAAAGAUUAAUGAACGAGUUGAACAAUGGUAUACAUUUCUUAAAGAAUAUGAGAAGAAGAGUUUAACUUUUGAUUCUUGGUCAAUGUUUUAUUCAUUUUUAAUUGAAAUUAUAUUUAAAGAUCCAGAAGGUUUUAAUGAUUAUGAUGAGAUGGCCGCAUGGCCAAGUAUAAUUGAUGAGUAUAUAGAGUAUUUGCAUGAUAAUAAAUUACUCAAUUAA
Molecule: messenger RNA, 876 nt
Organism: Insectozyma verbasci
Lineage: Eukaryota; Fungi; Ascomycota; Pichiomycetes; Serinales; Debaryomycetaceae
Source: the annotation of a GenBank genome assembly